Molecule: messenger RNA, 1038 nt
Organism: Spirodela intermedia
Lineage: Eukaryota; Viridiplantae; Streptophyta; Magnoliopsida; Alismatales; Araceae
Source: the annotation of a GenBank genome assembly
AUGGAGGAGGUGAGAGCCUUCAUCCUGGUAUGGCUCGUCGCCGUUCCGGCGGCGCUCACUUACUGUUAUUCCCUCCUUUCUCUGCUCCGACCGGGGAAGUGGCGGCUCCUCGCCCUUCUCCCCGUGGUCGUCCUCUUCGCGCUCCUGCCUUUCUCCUUCUCCACCGUCCAUGUCAGGACGAUCUCCGCCUUCUUUUUCUCUUGGCUCGGCAUAUUCAAGCUCCUCCUCUUCGCCUUCGACCGCGGCCCACUAUGCGAUGCCGGCGCAGCCAAACGGCUCUCCCUCCCGUCCUUCUUCGCCAUCGCCUCGCUUCCCAUCAUGAUCAGACGAAAACCGCCGUCGUCCCCGCGCUCGGGGAGAGGGGACCCAGUGCUCACUCUCCUUGUUUUCGCCGCGAAGGGCCUCGCCCUGGCUUUCAUCGUCUCCCUCUACCCCCAGAGGCCCCGUUUCCACCGGCGGAUCGUCCUCGCGCUCUACACCAUUCAUAUCUACUUGUCGCUCGAUCUGGUGCUUUGCGCCUCCGCCGCCGUGGGCCGAGCGUUGCUGCCAGCGGGGACGGCGCUGGAAUCGCAGUUCGCGCCCCCAUAUCUAUCCUCAUCGCUGCAGGAUUUUUGGGGGGGACGGUGGAAUCUGAUGGUCUCCGGCAUCCUCCGGUCCGCCGUUCACGGCCCGAUCCGGGCCAGAUGGGGCCCCACGGCCGGCGUGAUGGCGUCGUUCCUGGUCUCCGGGUUGAUGCACGAGGUCAUGUUCUUCUACCUGACCCUCCAGCCGCCGACGGGGGAGGUCGGGUCCUUCUUCGUCCUCCACGGGUUCUGUACGGUCGCCGAAGUAGCGGCGAAGAGGUGGUGGACGAGGCGGGGAAUGACGCCGCCGCACCCCGCACUGGUGGCGCCGCUGACGAUCGGGUUCGUGGUGGCGACCACUUGGUGGUUGUUCCUGCCGCAGAUACUGAGGAGCACGGCGGAAGAGCAGAUAGUCAAGGAGGCACAGGCUGUGGCCUCGCUGUUCAUGGAAGCUGCGACACGUGCGCGGUGGUGA